CAUCCUCCGUGCCGGCUACGCUUGCUGUCAGUGAGAGGGCUGACACGGCGGUGGGCACAGGGGCGGCAGCACCCGGCGGGCACAGUAUGACACACCGCGGCUAGGAGCACACUGACUGCUGGCACUGUGGCUGGUACCCCAAUGAUGCCUGAAGACGGUUCCCCCGGGCUCAGUCCGCAGGAUGCCGCGGACAAGGAUUUGCAGCGUUACACCAAUGCAGAAGGACAGCAAAUAUACUGCAAAUAUUGGAAACCCACAGGUCAGCCCAGGGCGCUGGUGUUUGUGGUUCAUGGUGCUGGGGAACACUGCUGCCGUUACGAUGACCUGGCCCAGAUUUUAGUCGGCCUAAACAUCUUUGUCUUUGCCCACGACCAUGUCGGCCAUGGUCAGAGCGAAGGGGAGAGGAUGAUUGUGUCUGACUUCCAGAUUUAUGUCAGGGACGGCCUGCAGCACGUGGACCUUGUGAGGAAAGUCUUUCCCGAUCUGCCUAUGUUCAUCUGCGGACACUCCAUGGGUGGGGCCAUUAGCAUUUUAAUGGCUAACGAGCGUCCGGCAGAGUUUUCCGGGGUGAUCUUGAUUUCCCCAUUGGUUUUACCAAAUCCUGAAUCGGCCACGUCCUUUAAGGUGUUUGCAGCUAAAAUACUGAACCACCUUCUGCCCAACCUCUCUCUUGGCUGCAUUGACCCGAACUCUGUGUCCCGGAAUAAGCAGGAGGUGGAGUCCUAUGCCACCGACCCUUUGGUUUACCAUGGAGGAAUGAAGGUUUGUUUUGGGGUUCAGCUACUCAAUGCCACAGCGCUGGUGGAGAAAGCUCUUCCUCAUUUCAAGCUGCCCCUGCUACUUUUCCAUGGCACGGCGGACAAGCUGUGUGACAUUCGGGGCUCCCAGCUCAUGAUGGACACUGUACCCAGCGAGGACAAAACACUAAAGAUCUACGACAAAGGAUUUCACGCCUUGCACAAAGAACUGCCCGAGGUGACUGGUUCUGUGUUCCAAGAAAUCGAGAGGUGGAUCCUUCAAAGGUUAGAAGCCACGGGAGCUGCUCCAUCCAAUACAACGCCUACUCACAGUACUUAGAUCUCCUCCAGAUGAAGGAACUUCUGGGAAACUUCCUUAAUACUCUAGAAGAAAGCACAAAAAAAAGCUUUGAUUUUCUCAAGGACCCAUGGGUGAAGACUUGUCUAAGGAGGAUUUGGGCAUUAACGUUCUCAGCAAUAAUUUUACAAGUUCCUACAGCGUUCCUGAUGGAAUUCUGUGGAUGAAGGAUUCAUUCUAGCUUAUCACGGACAUCGAAAACUUGACCCUUCGAGAAUACAAGCCUCCUGCGCUCUUCUCCGGCAAACACUAAGCAAUAUGUUCCGACUUGGUGGUUUUGGGAGGGAGUAUCCUGCCCCGUACCUGAAGGAUCCUCUGUAAAUACCCCUUCCUUGGCCCCGGUUUUAAUAGAUUUUAUUACACAUGAUAUAAUACAAUAUUUAAUAUGUUAAUAUAUUUACUGCCGGAUGGUUCCAGUAGUUUUUUUUAGAUUAUUUUUUACAUUCUAGAAAUGUAAACUUAUGGCCUUUUUGCCCGCUGUCCAUUAACGAUAUGUAACGUUUCCUCUGUCCACUCAUGUUCGUGGGGCGAUGUGUGUUGGGUGUUCCCGGAGAUGAAAUGUAUCACAAAAACUCUGGCAGGGGAAAAACAAAAAUGUUCUGCAUUUUCCCCAUAUUGUAGCAAAUAACCCAGAUCCAUAGCUCAUACCCACCCGCCAGAAGCUCUUCUCUAUGUGACACCACAAGACUUUGAAGCAGUCCAGAGACCCCUAUGUAAUAACAGGGCCCUCACCUACCAUAGGCCAUUUGUUAUACUGAUGUUUUCUUGUGUGGCCAUUGGUCCUCCCAAAGGUCUCAGGGUCUGACUACUACAUCUGCACCCAUUAUAGCUACACCCCUGAGGUUGUCACUCAAAAUAAUUUAUGUUACCUAAAAUACCCAUGAUCUUAUCAGGCCAAAAAAAAAAAAUAUAUAAAUCAACCCCCUUCAUGUGAAUGCCUACCAUUAAUGUAACACCAAUACUAAUCCAAAUAUUUAAUAAGGGUUGGUGCUGGUUUUUUUGGGUUUGUUUGGUUCCCUUCACGCAGAUGAAAUUCCAGCUGCCACCACUAGGGGGAGCUCACCAUGUACAGAUACAUGAUUGAUUCCAAUGUAUAACCAGUCUGCAGUAAGCUCAUAAGCUCCCUCUAGUGGUGGCUGCAGGAAGACUGAAUUUCGGCAUUUAAUGUUAAGGCCAUGUGAUAGGGACAAGAAUUAUGAAGAACUAGGUCCCUCUAAAUGUAUAUUAUAAAGGUAAUCAACCUAUUUAGAGUGGGGGAAAAAAUCACAAUGGUUUUCAAGGGUAGAGAUACAGAGAUUUAAGAGCUAUAUUUGAGCUCCAUUCACAUCCAAAGCUGCCAAUUUCCUUUUGUACGUCAUGGAUGCUCCAUUAUCUGUGGCUGCCAGCCUACUAUGGUGUAGCAUGUAGUGUUUUUAGCUAGAAAUCAUCCCCACAAUGCACUGCAUCUGUGAGGUAGUCAGCAAAAUUUUGAAUGCAGCUUUAGCUGUGAGUGGAGUAUAUGCAACGUUAUUCAAUCAAUAUUAUGGGUAACAAAAAAAUUCAGCUGCCCCUUUAACAUGCAUUGAUAUAUUCCAAGACUAGUCUUAAUAAUCCAGUAGAACCUAGUGCCGUAAACUUCUGCGAUGCCAAAUGUUCCCUCCCGAAUUAUCUGGGAUGGCGGUUCAGCUCCACAGCCCUGACAUGAGCACAUUCCCUUUAUUGCCAGAUUUGUGUAGAACUUGUCCUGAUUGUAAUCCUGCAAAACUACAAUGUCUAGAUAAGAUGAUCCUUUAACUAAGGAGGACUACAAGUCCCAGCAUUCUCUGGAAGUUAAAGCAUGGAAGACUCCAUUGGGACUUGUAGUCCCCCCCAGCUGCAAACACACAGAGAGAACACUGAACAUUACAAUAAUCAGUCUGAACCAUUUAUGCAUAGGAAAGGGGUGGACAUUUUGAACUCUGUUUUGAAAAGUUAAUAAACCCGUCUCCAUAAUGGUCUGUUCUGCAACCCGGAGAUUUCUAUAACCGUUAUUGCACUUUGUAACAAAAAAAGGCACAAUGUAUGUAAUUUUUUAUACAUGUAACAUGGAAGCAACACUGAGGUCCUGUCUAAAUAAAUUCUGACUGUUAGAUCUGA
Molecule: messenger RNA, 3210 nt
Organism: Bufo bufo (common toad)
Lineage: Eukaryota; Metazoa; Chordata; Amphibia; Anura; Bufonidae
Gene: MGLL
Product: monoglyceride lipase
Cellular component (GO): membrane
Molecular function (GO): lipase activity
Source: RefSeq, a predicted model, not a curated record